Messenger RNA from Adineta ricciae, 756 nucleotides. The record is from the annotation of a GenBank genome assembly. NCBI's taxonomy places the organism in Eukaryota, Metazoa, Rotifera, Eurotatoria, Adinetida, Adinetidae.
AUGGAAUUUAUUAAAAUAUGGACAAAGGCAAACAACCUUGAAUCAACAAAAGUAAAAGUAGCGUCGAAUGCUGAUAUCGAUGAUAUCAAAGAGGAGAUCUUUGGUAAAGAAAAGAACAAGUAUUAUGCAAUGUAUAAGAAUCAAAAGCUGACACCAUCCACCCCGGCUCCCACUGAUACUACGGAUGCUAAACCAAUUAUAUUUUUGAAAAUUCAUCAAGGCGAUGAACCAGGUCCAGGGAAACCAAUAUUCUCUCCGCCUGGUUCUCACCAAGAGCUCUGGUGCAAGGGUCGUCCUUGCUUCGAUUGCGGUAGAUGUCGUGACUGGUGCUAUACUGGAGAUUUUGAAAGCUGGCAUUGGAUUCGAAAUUGCAAAAACUGGGAGCGAGACGAUUGGAAGCGUUAUCGCGAUGAUCAUUUUUAUAAACGGUUUCAGAAGUGGCAGGAUGCAACUUGCACCUUCACUCACAACGAUGAUCAUGAAAGCACUUCUGUGCGAUGCUUUUUUGACUUUGGCUCUUAUAACGGAGAUUACCAUAACUAUUUUCAUCAUCUUAUUGAUCUUGACCAUUUUGAUCGUAGGUAUGGUUAUGUCGAUAUCCGUUUCGAUCCUGCUCAUGGCUUUGGCAUGUAUGAUCGUCACAGUGACACUUUCUAUGAAUACAAUACGAUGAAGGGUGUUGAUGAUAGCUAUACUACGGCCAGUGUGUGUGGCUUCGACUUCGAAAUCUGUUUGUGUUUAAAUAACAAGGCUUAG